AUGCGUGUCGCUAUCGUCGGCUCUGGCUUUUCUGGUCUCUCGGCUUUAUGGUACUCGCCGCACGAGGUCAACAUCUACGAGCGUGACUGGAGGCCGGGAGGGCAGUUCCAGUGCGCCGAGCUGAGGCCCGAUGGGAAAGCGCCGUGCUGGGUGGACGUAUCUCAGCUCGGAUACGACCCCAAGACAGCGCCGAACUUUGACUUCUUCCUCCGCCUGCUCGGCCUCGCGACGCAGACCUCGACCGUCAAGCUGGACGAUGCGCUGCGGCGUGCCGGAAGCUUCUCGUGGGACUUGGCGUUCGAGGUCGCCCGCUUCACACUGCUUGCGCCGACUGCGCCCGAUGUGACGCUGGAGACGUACCUGAAGCAGCAAGGGUACUCCGCGGCCUUCUUCGAGGAGUACCUUCUGAAGUGGAUGGUGCCCGACGACCUGACGGCGCUGUCGCUUCCGGUGUCGCAGGUCAUCGAGCUGCAUGCGCCCACUGAGACGAUCGAGGGAGGAGCGUACGUACAGCUAGUUUUCGCAGUGGCCAAGCUGACAUUCAGCAAAGCCGUGGUCGACACGAUCUGCUCGAUCGUCCCGCCGGAGAACCUGCACCUUAACACGGAGAUCUCCGCGGUCGAGGCGCUCCCGAAUGGCGUCGCGCUCACCGAGUCGGGCGGCAGGAGGCACAUCUACGACCAUGUCAUCCUUGCGAGACGUAGCGCUGGCGAUGCUCAAGCGCGGUGGACGCGUGACGCCGUACGAGGAGCGGGUGCUGUCGCAGAUGGACCACAAGCCGAUCAGCGUGGCGCUGCUGCAGGUGAGCUUUGGGAAGAUAUCUCUGAAGCUGACGCCGCAGUCCACAACUCCUCCUGA
Molecule: messenger RNA, 858 nt
Organism: Trichosporon asahii var. asahii CBS 2479
Lineage: Eukaryota; Fungi; Basidiomycota; Tremellomycetes; Trichosporonales; Trichosporonaceae
Exons: 7
Coding region: 1-858 (285 amino acids)
Molecular function (GO): oxidoreductase activity
Source: RefSeq, a predicted model, not a curated record